UCAGAUUUUAUACAUGGCAACAAAAUACAUUUGACAUUUCGAGUUUUUGACAUUUGACUGACAAGUUGUAACCAGUCAGCUUGUUUUGAUUGAGAUUGACUCUGAAAAGUCUGAAACAAAUCCUAAAACAUUUUGUUCUACUUGCUAGUCUUAUAUCAUUAAUUUGUUUUUACUCGAACUGUGAAGUGCAUCAUUAAAUUACUAUGGAUCUGUAAAACUGUUUAUUUGCUAGUGUUUCUAUGUACGACUUUCUCAAUGUAAAUUUCCACUACAUGACUGAUUUGUUUUACUUACAAAGAACUAUAAAAUAACUUGUGUGUUUGUGGUUAAUAAGGUAAUAAAAUAUCACAAUGAACAAUAGAAGUGCAGCAGGGCUGCGUCGUUCAGCCAUAGCAGCGCGUAUUCGGAUAAGAGAAGAAUGGUCCGAGCUGAAAGGCCCCGAGGAGAUAAAAAAACAGCUCAAUCGAAUCCCAGAAAUAAUACGAAAACAACAGAAGCCAGUGACAAGCGCCAGCAAGCUCGUAGCCCAGAAAGUUAAAUUCACUAAAACCAAAACGAAUCCUAAAGUUUUAAAGAAACGGAAUGAAAAUAUUACAAAUUUACCAAUAUCAGAUAGGAACAUGGAUGUGGGCGCGGAUGCGCUCGCAGGGGUGGUGGCGCUAGUUGAUGUGGGGACGGAGACUCGGGCACUGGCUCUUAGGGCUGCUCUGAUGGCGCUGGGAGCCACGGUGGUGCCGGCUUGGAGCCCCUUUGUGACGCAUCUUGUGUGGACUCAGGGUGGUUGCCGCGAUACUCGCGCCAAAGCCCGCGCCUUGGCCUGUCGUCUGGUAUCACCGCUGUGGGUGGAGGCCUGUGCCUCUUGUGGACGUCGGGUCACCGAAGCUGCCUUUCCUGCUGCUGCGAGGCCUAGUGAUCUACCCUCUCCUCGAGCAUUAAGGAUCAUGCUGAAACGAGCCGAAGCAGAGAAUAUCCCUUUAGCAGACCUACUCAACAAGGAACCAAACAACCCCAAAGAGCAAAGACUAAGGAUAUCGAGUGAAACGGAGCACGAUACUACAGCAGACACGUCUACGGAUCGGGACACGUCUACCGACAAGGACACGUCGCAUGAGCGCUCCAAGGACAGCACAGACCCGACAAUCCGUGUGAACACGUUGCCCCGCGGCGGGGCAGCAAAGAUGGCGGCCGAGACGCCGGCGCAGCCGCCCAAGUCGCGGCGGAAACUGUUCACGCAGAAGGAGGCGCAGGACCUGACUGAUGAUGACGAUGACACCCCCGCCGUCCCAAAGCGCACCCCGUCGAAACUAACUCUCCGCGAGCGUAAAGAUCUCGCCCGCGCCGAACGCAUGGCGCGGCGCAUGCUGGGCAACACCACACACACGCCGGCCAAAACCAUCACGCAGCAGAUAUUGUCUCAGACCGAGGCUCCAAGAAUUCUCGCUUUAAAACUAACUCUCGAUGAGUGUGAAAAUCUCGCCCGCGCCGAUCGUAUGGCGCGGCGCAAGCUGGGCUGCCAGCCUGCCACACCGGCCAAAACAAUCACGCAUCAGAUAUUGUCUCAGACCGAGGCUCCAAGAAUUGUACUGACAGGAAUGUCACGCACCGAGCGUCAAGCCACACAAACCGCCAUCAAAUCUCUCAACGGACGAGUCCAGAAACAAGUCAACCCCCGCACCACCCACGUUGUACUAGGCUCUUGCGUCUCCGACCGAAACGACCACACCGGCGUACAACCGCUAGACCAAAGUCACUGUUCCAAAACAACAAAUACUAGGUGUCUAAUACCAAGUACAAAUACUAGGUCAGACAUUCCUAGUACAAAUAGUAGGUCAGAAAUACCAAGUACAGAUACUAGGUCUGAAAUACCAAGUACUAAUACUAGGUAUGGAAUACCGAGUAUGAGUCAGAGGUGCGGGGUGGAAAAGGCGCGUACUUUGAAUGCGUUACUAGGUGCGGCGAGGGGGUGUAGGGUGGUGUACUCGCAAUGGGUGACGGAUUCGGUGGAGGUGAAGAAAUGGUUGCACCAUCAUGGGUACGAGUUGUCGCAUUUGAGGAAGAUUUCACAGAAAGCUCGCGUGGAACGCUCCGCUCUCGGCCGAACAUGCUCCGACUACGCUUACGACAUUUUCCGAGGCAUGCGAGUCCGUGUAUCCCCUCACACUGAGCAAAAAGACGCAGCACAACAACUGUUAACACUCUGUGGUGGUGUUGUACAAAAUGGCGGCGGUUUACAAGAUGGCGGAACGCAAACAGCUGACUUUGACGUUUGCGUGGGGAAUGGGGAGGGCGAAGUGAGCUCCAAGUGGGUGUUUGACAGUGUAGCAGCCGGUAGAAUGAGGACUACUAGGAGAUAUGUGAAUCUCGGUGUCGAAAAUGCGAGAUAAAGAAGUUAAGUUGCGGUUUUUGUGUGUUUAUUCUAUGUAACAAAGUUAUAAAAUAAUAAAAAUGCCCAUGUUAUGACAUCUUACGAGGCAUUCGAAUCCUGAACGAAAAGACGCUGCUAUACAACACAACUGUUAACUCUGUGGUAGCGUGGUUCAUGAAAGAUGGUGGACAAUUCCAAGAUGGCGGAACACAAACACAACAUUAAAGUUGAGAAAUAGUGAGCGUGUGUAUAUCAUUUAGAAGUUCUAAUAGGUUGUGUUCUAAAUUAGAACACCUGGGUCCUCUUAGCUUCUGCCACUGACAUUUGCCAAUAAUAAUUGUAUCUAACAUAUUUAGCCAAAUAUUGUAACAAUAACUUCUUACAGCGGUAGGUGAUAAUGAUAAUCUUGGUUUUGUUCCAGUUACUUUCAAGAUUUUUUUUUUCAUAUUACGAGUAAUAAGCAUUAUAACAUUUAUAACGUUAUUUAAAGCAAGUCAAUAACUUAUUUAUUUUGUAAAUAUAAUAAAGGCUAAGUAUUGUUAUUUAAUGAAUAUUAUGAAAUUUUGUAACUUUAGAGGAGACAAGCUCGUCUUGUUUUU
Molecule: messenger RNA, 2964 nt
Organism: Cydia splendana
Lineage: Eukaryota; Metazoa; Arthropoda; Insecta; Lepidoptera; Tortricidae
Exons: 9
Coding region: 351-2384 (677 amino acids)
Biological process (GO): mitotic cell cycle
Source: RefSeq, a predicted model, not a curated record